This is a messenger RNA of Haemonchus placei, 270 nucleotides long. The record is from the annotation of a GenBank genome assembly. Lineage: Eukaryota; Metazoa; Nematoda; Chromadorea; Rhabditida; Trichostrongylidae.
AUGCGACCGCAGCUAUAUUGUUUUGCUGAAAAUAUUGACAGAGAGGCUACUCACGUGUCUGGAUUUGGAGCCAGAUCUGCUUUGAGUAAGCGAGCUCUUCAGGCGGCAGUAAUUGCACACGUCGUGUCUCUGUUUGCUUGCUCCACAGCAAGUGGCAGCUUCGGUCCCUACAGUGCAAAGAGUUCUGCACCUUGCCUUGCAGCUCCUACUAAUAUUCCGAAUGUGGUUCGCUAUUUUGUACAAUCUUCAUCGCAAACAAGAUUUACAUAA